AAUAAACUAAUGAGAUUAUAAAUUAUUGUCGGUAUAGCUGAACAGUCGGGGUAUUUUUACCAGACUGCACGCGCGGGCAACGUGAGGAGAAAGUUUAUGGGGCCCAUUGUGUGUGACUCUGUUGUGUCUUCUAUAAUCUGUUUAUGAAGAGGAGCUGAAGUGAACCCACCCCAAGCGCGCUGUAUACGCCUCGUGUACAAACUCGCUAUAGUUGCGUGCUGCCUUAUUGCAUGAUUAAUUCCGGCGCCUUCGUCCCCCCCUUUUUCCUCCUCUAUGAAUUAGCCGGUUGUGUUUGAGAUGAAGAGCGGGUCCUCCAUCACUACGCAGUCUACAACUCCGCGCUCUGCCCGCCUGUCCAGCGGUCCAGUGCCGCAGCUCCCACGGGCUGCACUGUGGAGAAGCGGACCUGCAUCCUAAAGCCAAGCGGUUUUUUCUCUUUCUCUCUCUCUCUCUCGGUUUUUAUCCUCUACCUCAUUGCAGUCUUAUCACGUCCCCCCCCCCCCCCUCUCUCUCUCCUCUCUCUCUCCUCUCUCUUGCUCUCGUCCCCCCUCUCCCACCUCCCUCCCUCCCCAUCCGCCUGAGCCGCUACAGGAGAGGGAGAGAGAGGGAGAAGAGUGCGGCUGAAUGUGAACGACAUGUCGACAGUCAGCCUCUAAAGUGUUUUCUCGGUCGUUCCCUAAUUCUUUGGCGGCGGACUGAGUGAGUAUUACCCGCAUCCCGGCUCUGCUAAGCGUCGCUGUGUGGAUCAGAAAGGCUGGUGGGGAGAGACAGACAAUGGAGAGUGCAAUUGGAUUGCGUUACUCUGCCAAGGAUUUUCAUACAUAGCCUGGUAAAUGUCUUAAUAGGUUCUGUUAAUGACUAGGCUGUUUAAUUAGUCAUGCUUUAAUUCUACUAACUAUCACAUUGUGUGUGUGCUGUAAUGUUAGGGGCUAAUUGAUUUUCUUGGAGGGGCUGUGGGCUAUCCAGGCUGUUAUAGCCCCCCUUACAUUUGAUCUGUGAUGCUGCUGCUUGCUUGCCUUGAUAGUGCGGCUCUGUGUUGGGAGCAGGGGCCCAUGUUAAAAAAAAAAAGGCAGAGUGAAGCUCGGUGAGGCUCCGGACAGAAAGGACGGUGAGGUAGACACUGGAAUUAUGUGACAUGAAUAAUAUGCUGAAGAAUAAGCAGUGACCGUCAUCUGUGGUCCGCUUGCGUCAGUGUGCAGGUCUAGAGGAGAAAGGAGGGAUACAAAAAAAGAAAAAAAAGUCAGAGACUUGAGAAAGACAAGGAAGGAAGCCACACCUGUGUCAGGCCUGUUUGCAGAUGGAUGGACGGACAGUUUAAGAUUCUGCUGUGCUGAGUCCUUUCCUUUCUUGUUACCAUAAUGAUGCAGAGCUAUGCUGACUCGUCCACUUGGCUGAUUGGAGAAAGGAGGUGCGAGUGUUGACUGUGUUUCUUCUGAUUAAGGAGGGAUGGCCGUCCACCAAAGCAGAAUCUAACAGGAGGGAUCCCAGUGGGCUAUCUGGACUCAGUAUUGAUCUCCCCAUACAGGGGGGGCUUCAGGCCCAGCGAUAAACAAUGCAUUUUCUCUGAUGAAGACCUAUUGGGACUGUGAAUGGCUUGUAUUAUGUAUCGUAUUCCAAUUUGUCAAAUACUAUCGAGCAACUUGGCCUAGAUUGUCCAAUGUUUCUUGAGUUCUACAUAAAGGAUCUGAACAGUUUCUCAAGCAAGGGAAGAACAUGGUAUUCACCUCUUCUUUUUUAUUCUAGAACUGUCCAACAAGUAUUGCAGUAUUACACCGGAUUGUUACAAAAGCAUACACUCUACACGUGUCUCGCUACCUGUUCCUGUACUUGGCAGGCAAUAAAAGCAUACUUUUUUUAGAUAUGGUUUGACCUUUCUUGCUUUGUUUCCAGCUCUCUCUCACACACACAUAACUUGGCUCCAGCGCUGCUUUCUCUGUGAGGCGGGCGUACAUUGUGUGCAGGGCGAGAGGAGGGCUUUGAUGUAAUCAAUAUCAGAUUUCAGCUGUUUCACUGUGAGCUCUCAUCCUGAGUGGCAGCCUUGACUGACUUCUUAGCGCUUAUGCAAUCCCACUCCUCUCCCCCUCGCUCUCCUUCCCUCACUUCCACCUCGCCCCGUUUCCUCUCCCCUCUGUAUCCACUCUCUGCCCAUUACUCUUCCUUUAUCUGUCUGUCUCUUCUUCCUCACUCCAUUCCUUCACCUCGUUCCCAUCUUUCCCUCCUCCUCCUCUUCCUCCUCCUCUUCUCGUUUCCAGCUCUCCCUUCGUCAUAAUCAUCUCUGUGAUUGCUCUUCCUCUCCCGGGCGGUGAUGUUUUCACUGCUGCCUCCUUGUCUAACUCGCUGAUGCUAGAUUAUUGCUGUAUGAUUACAGCUACCAUACCAUGGUGAUCAUUAUUGCAUUCCGCAUGGCAGUGUUCAGCACUGUACGAGCAGAUCGAGACGCUUUAUCCAAUUUAGAUCUCAUUAAGACUUGAGAGGAAAUAUCCCCCCCAUGCAAGACUCUCAUCUCAGCUGUUUUUUUUCUUGUUUUUUUUCUUGUUUUUGUUUCCAGGACUACUGCAACUCUUUCUGUUAUUGCAGCGCCGUCUCAUCAUCAUCACCAUCAGCAUCAGUUCACGUUCCUCGCUGUCAUCCUUUUCACAUUACCCCUUUUGAAAAUGUUGAAGAGUUUGGAUUGGCAGCGACGCUUUCACUUCACUGUCAUUAUCACAAUAAUGAUUAUGACGGGACUCGAUGGCUGUUGAUAACCCAACAUACUCUGCUGAUUGUUAAUACGGCGUGUUUUGUGCCUCUUCCCUCUGUUCUCUGAUUGCCAUUCAUCUUAUUAAAUGGAGCAGUUCAUUAGGCAGAAAACAUUAUGUAUCUAAUUUGCAUCUUCCCAUAUUCAUAUUGCAUACAUUAAAACAACACAUGCGUGACAUUUCAGCUUCACCGGGCAUUUGAAAAGUACGGAUGAAUAUAUUCAUUACAAGCUCUCCCCCUCUGUCCAAACACUUGUCCAAAAAGCCACUCUGAGAAUGAUAAAAAUGUGAUUCACAGUGCGGUGAAGGGCCGAUGCCGGGCUGUAGCCCCAGGCUGCUGAGCUGAGAGGGAGAAGCAGCAGCAGCAGCAGGAGGAUGCAGUGGGUCGCUCUGGCAGUGGCCCUGGGGUGCGUGCGUCUGUCCCGGACGUCGCAAGGCCCCACCCCCACCCCCACCUCCACACACACGCCUCUGGUGGACAACUCCGAGGAGGAAGUGGACGAGCCGUGCUUCGAGCCGUGCACGUGCGAGGUCAAAGAAGGAAUCCUGCACGUGCACUGCGAUGGGCGGGGCUUCACUAAUGGCAGCCAGGUGUCACAUUCGUGGGUCCGCCCUUUCAAACUCAACCUCCAGAGGAACUCUCUGAGGCGUCUCUAUAGCAACGGGUUUCAGCACCUUGGCAACGCAGUGUCGAUAAACCUUGGCAACAAUGCACUCCAGGACAUCCGAGUGGGAGCUUUCAACGGGCUGGCCAAACUGAGACGCCUCUACCUGCACGAGAACAAGCUGGAGGUCUUCAGAAACGACACCUUUGCAGGCCUAGAGGCUCUGGAAUACCUCCAGGCUGACUACAACGUGAUCAAACGAAUCGACAGCGGUGCUCUGAGGUUCCUCUUCAAGCUCCGGGUUCUCAUCCUCAACGACAACCUGAUCCCCAUCUUGCCAGCUCAUCUGUUCAGAUCUGUGUCUCUGACUCAUCUGGACCUGCGGGGAAACCGUCUGAAGAGCCUGGCAUAUGCUGGGACGCUUGAGUACAUCGGCCGCUCCCUGAUGGAGCUUCAGCUGGAGGAGAAUCCCUGGAACUGUGGUUGUGAGGCGGUGCAGCUGCAGCAGUGGCUCGGUCAGAUCCCAUACACGGCUGUAGUCGGAGAGGUCACCUGCGAGUAUCCCUUCCAUCUUCACGGUAAGGACCUGAGGGAGAUCCCCCGCAAGGAGCUGUGUGCGGACCUCCCGGAUAAGGAGCUACAAGGAGAAGGGGUGGAUGCUUCAGCGGGGUCACAGCCCCAACACAUUCCACCAAACUCUAAACCCAACGCUCCAGCAGGGCGAGUAAGACCGACUAAACCGUCCUCCAUAGUUCACGGCUCACGCCAGAACACUCACACCUCUUCCACUUCUUCGUCCUCUUCCUCAGCUGAGCGUAAAGACAAAGAAAGGCAACCAAGGCCGACAAAAAGGCCUCGGCCUUCGAGAAUAUCCCCCACACCCCGCAAUCAGAACCCCCCUAUUGCAGGCUAUCAAACCCGCCCCCCCAUUCCAAUCAUUUGUCCCCUGGGCUGCACCUGCAACCUGCACAUCACAGAUCUGGGCCUAACAGUCAACUGCAAAGAGAACGGCUUCCUUAAUGUGUCCCAGCUCACGCCUCGGCCUCUCAAUGGCCGCAAGCUGUACCUAAGCGGGAACCUAAUCCAGAGGAUCUACCGCACAGACUUCUGGAAUUUCUCCAGCCUGGACCUGCUGCACCUGGGGAAUAACCGGAUCUCGUACCUCCAGGAAGGCGCCUUCUCCAGCCUGACCAGCCUGAGGAGCCUCUACCUGAACGGGAACAACCUGGAGAGGCUCAGCCCGCACAUGUUCCUGGGGCUGCAGAAACUGAGGUACCUUUACUUUGAAUACAACGAAAUCCGAGAGGUUGAUCCAGGAACCUUUGACUCCAUGCCGUCCCUCCAGCUGUUGUUCCUCAACGCCAACCUGCUGCGGAGCCUCCCCCUCGGCGUCUUCGCCGGAGUCAAUCUAGCCCGCCUCAAUCUAAGAAACAAUCACCUCCUGCAGCUCCCCUCGGUGGGAGUGCUGGAGCAUCUCACCGGACUGGUGCAGGUGGACUUGCAGCAGAACCCGUGGGAGUGCAACUGUGAAGGGGCUCCACUCAAGCGUUGGCUGGAGGGCCUCAGCGCUGUGGUGGUGAUGGGAGAAGUGGUCUGCCAUUCCCCGGAAAAGACCAAAGGUGUAGACCUGCGUUCCCUCUCCAUGGAACUGCUGUGCCCCGAGCUGGAGCCGCAGGAGGACCAGGAGCAGGAGGAGCAGCAGACAGCCACCUCCACCGCCGCAGACGGAAGCGUAUCAGUCGGCUACCCAGGCUCAGGGCUGGGUCCGCUGAUCCCCCCAGGGAAGGAUUCAAUCCCUCUGUCGGUGCUGGUGCUCAGCCUGCUGGUGUUGUUUGUUUCCGCGUUCUUUGCUGCGGCAGCGCUAAUCGCCUACGCCCUGAGGAGGAGGGACAAGCUGCCUUUCCGCCGCCAGGGAGAGGUCGACUUGGCAGGCAUCCAAAUGGAGUGUGGAAUCUUCACCGAGCAGACGCACCAUCAUCACCACCACCACAGCCACCACGGACUACCGGAGACGCCGCCUUUACCUCCGCCAGAACACAACCACGUAUAUGACACCAUUUUGCCCCCGGAGGCUGCGCUGAAAGGUCAGAGCCCGGCUGCAGCCUCGCACAUGUGUAGCAACCCCAUCUACAAGGAGGACCAGGAUGCAGCGGUAAAGCAGCGGCCGCGGACGUUCACAGCUUCCAAAGAAGGCGGGGAGGGAGGUUACAGCUCUGCAGCAGAGAAGGAGAGAGAGUGGACUCUGGAGGUCUCAGCGUCCCCCAUCAACACCAUCACCGGAGCGAUGGGACCGCUCGCCGGCCUACAUGGUAACGGCAUCCUCUGCCCCACUGUCAUCGACAGCCAGGGCCCUACGCCUAAGGUAGAACUGGUGGACUGCCUCUUCAGACUCCCCACACCUGAGUUCAGAGACCUGCCAGACAGGUACGCACGGCCUCCACCCUGCUAUCCCCACCCCCAAGACUCAAAACAGGAAGCCAGGCCUGACCAAACGCUCGUGGUCACCACCGCCAGCUCUACGGCAGGCGGUGGCAACGGAAGCCAGAGCGAGCAGGGAGCAGGGGAGCAGAGACUGAGGACCACUCCGGACUACAUGGAGGUACUGGACCGCUCUUACCAGUUUUAACAGUCCACCUCCUCCUUCACCUUAUCCUCUUCUUCCUGCUCCUCCUCCUCUCUUGUCUCCUCAUCAUCUCCCCCUCCGGUGAUGAAUCAUGCGGUAACAAUGACUCCUGUACAGAGGCUGGCGUGGCUUUGAGAGGAGCCUGUGGGGGAGCGGGACUACACUACACACCAUGUUUAUUCCUGGAUAACGAGCUGAGGUCAGUUUUUUGUAUUUUCCCCACAACAGGUCGGUGUUCUGCAAGGAUUAGCUGAUCCCAGAAAUCCACCUUGAGGCGAAACUUCAGCUGCAGCUACUACAGAAAUUUCCCCUCCAUUACGCCUCACAAUCAUAAAAAAAGUACUGAGGCAAAUUUUUUUUUCUACUCAGCUCCACAUUGAGCCGGAGACAUCGUGGUAUCAGUAACGGUGAGCGUUAAUGUCCACAUUAUCACCCUCGGAGGACCGGCACAGAGGUGAAACCCACCAGUCUCUUUGCAACAUCAAACACAGAGUCGUAAAAAUGUUGGACAUGUUGGAUGGAGAAGCAACUGAGAAAAAGCAAGAAGGGGGAGAAGUGACUGAAAACAGCCAAGUGCCUUAGCAAUGAACAGCCAGCAGCGUGGUCAAUGCUUAUUUUUCUAUGAAUACAGAUCUAUUUAUCUAAACAAAGAGGUUUGACUACCACCGGAUAGGACGCUGAUGGACGACCGAGACUGAAAGCAAUCAAAGCCGCCGGAUAAUUGCAUUCCCUGGAUGAGCCAAAAAUAAUAAUAUACCCAGUCAAUAUUGGAGUUGUUUGUAUGCAGUUCAGUUCAUUUUCAUCUCAUCCAGUUCACUUAAUUUUGCUUAUCCAGUUGAAUUUUUUACAGGGCUAGAUGAAGAACUUAUCCAGGAGUGAUGGAGGAUUGCAGAGGAAAUGAUACGCAUUUGUUUUUAUUAACGCCAGACUUAACGAAGGAAGGCCGACGUACAGAUGGACAUUGUGGCAAUGGAUGCAUUUUGGAUUUUAUUCAUCAGUCAGACUUAAUGGGGCCGGGAGGACCUCUGCUCCACAUUUUUCUUUCCUGGGACAAAGGCACUGCGGUUAUUGUAUUGAUUUUUUGAGUAUUUCUCAAAGGAAAAAUUGAAUGGCAGACAAAAAAAAAUGGACUAAAAAACUAGGCUUUUUUUUGUCGGGAAAAAAAAAGACUGACACUUCUAUCAACUAUCGAUUAUUAUCUUUUACGGAGGUACCUUUUUAUGCUUUCAUCUCCUACCAAUAGUAGAGGCAGUUGUGAAUAUAUUUAUUCUUAGUUUUUGCGUGUUGAAGCUCUCCUGUAAGGGAUCAUGUUAUAUUAAUGUAUAGGAUGAUUCUGCAUCUGGUUCAGCCUUCUUACCGCCGACCCACGAAAUACAAUAAAGGGUGCUACAUAAAAAUUU
Molecule: messenger RNA, 7366 nt
Organism: Notolabrus celidotus (New Zealand spotty)
Lineage: Eukaryota; Metazoa; Chordata; Actinopteri; Labriformes; Labridae
Product: SLIT and NTRK-like protein 3
Exons: 7
Coding region: 3114-5969 (951 amino acids)
Biological process (GO): positive regulation of synapse assembly; regulation of presynapse assembly; axonogenesis
Cellular component (GO): GABA-ergic synapse; postsynaptic density membrane
Molecular function (GO): protein binding
Source: RefSeq, a predicted model, not a curated record